This is a messenger RNA of Magallana angulata, 3146 nucleotides long. Its product is annotated as mpv17-like protein 2. The record is from RefSeq and is a predicted model, not a curated record. Bases 73 to 654 code for a protein of 193 amino acids. NCBI's taxonomy places the organism in Eukaryota, Metazoa, Mollusca, Bivalvia, Ostreida, Ostreidae. The transcript has 5 exons. Gene Ontology annotation, biological process: mitochondrial ribosome assembly. Gene Ontology annotation, cellular component: cytoplasm; membrane.
UGGCAAAUGCACAUGGGGACAUGAUAUGUCCGUUUUCAAUGACUUGUUGGUUAAACUUGUAACGUAGAAAAAAUGGGGUUAAAGCUAACUAAAUUAGGACAGAAAUCUGUAUUUGAAAAUAAGCUCCACAUGAGUAUUUACGUUUCGUGUGGAUUAUUGGGAGCUGGGGAUGUUGUUUGCCAGGGAUGUGAAAUGUUGGUGAACAAGAAUCUCCAUCAGAAGUUCAACAGGAAUCGGACAGAGUCAAUGUUUCUAAUUGGCUUAGCGAUGGCUCCUUUUGGUCAAAUAUGGUACUUUAGAUUGAUGGAGAAGUUAAUACCUGGUGCACCCAGCAUGGAAAUUGCACUGAAGAAAGUUCUGGCAGAUCAGAUAGUUGCUGGCCCAGUAUUUAUUAGUUUCUUCCUUUUUGGGAAAGAAUUACUCGAAGGUAGAGGUGGGUCAGUUGGGAUCACAGAGUUAAAAGACAAAUUUCUACCUCUGUACAUGGCUAGUUGGUGUGUUUGGCCUCCUGCUCAGCUCCUACUCUUCAAGUUUUUGCCUGCUGAACGACGUUUUAGAUACCUGGCAGGUGUAACAUUCUGCUGGAAUUUCUUCUUAUCCUGGUAUACACAUAAGGAUUUACCUUUGUAUAUUGGUAAAGAGAAGAAAAAAUGAAGAAAUUAAAAGUUCAUCAUAUGAUGCAUGAAUAAAUUUAUAUUUAUUGAAACAAUCAGAGAUAUUUGAAUGUUUGUGUGUGUGUUUGUGUAUGUACCAGAAAUAUGUGAAAUUCUGAAGACUUGGCAAAGAUUACAUCCUCCUGUAUUUGAGUCUAUAGGUUAACUGCAUUAUAGUUGAUGAUAUAUGAUUCAUUUUCAUCCAAAUAGUUGUAACAAUCUUGUAUGUAAUUCAAACUUUGUCAUUUUGUUUCUCAUGUUUUCGACGAUAUAUCAUACUAUAUUAAAAACAACUUAUUUUUAAGGUGGUGUGGGGCAUAUGUCAUUAUUAAUUUGGAUUAAAGUACAUUAUAAUUAAAAUCACAAUAUUUUACCAAAAACUAUGUUUCAAAAAUUUUUGGAAAGGUAAAAAUUUUAAUAUCCGCAGCAGGAUUCAAACUCAAAUGACUUACAAAUUCAUAGAGAAACCUGUAAGAGUUGAUUUUAUUGUUUAUUUUGAUAUAUAAUAUGUCAUAACAUGGAGGUGUCCCAUGUACCACCUUAAAAUCACAGAUUUAUUUUUAACACAAUGAUAAACCAUUUCAAACAUAUUUUUGUAAAAAUUACAUGUAAGGGAAUUAACCCUGGUUGUUCUGGAGAGAAAGGGAAGGAGUUAUUUAGUUAAACAAAUUAUGAAGCAAUUGUUGUAUCAAAUUUCUGUUACAGUACUUUACUUCCCUUUAUGUUGUUAUAAGUUUGUUUAAAAAAGGAUUUACUGUACUUAUGACACCAUAACAAUUUAUCUAAUUAUACCCCCGCAAACGAAGUUUAGGGGGGUAUAUUGGUUUCACCCUGUCCGUCUGUCCGUCUGUCUGUCUGUCCGUCUGUCCGUCUGUCUGUAGACGCAACUUUGUCCCCCCUAUAGAAUUUUUUAUUACUGCAUGGAACAGUUUGAAAAUUUGUACAUAUGUUGAACACCAUCUGAAGAUGUGCACCUGCAAUUUUUUUUAAGAUCAGACAAGAUUUAAUGAUUUUAUGACAGUAUUCAUUUUCCUUAUUCUAUAUAUUGUACACUAAUGUUGAAAAGUAAGGGAGGUAAUCCUUACAGAUUUUAUUAAUUAAUUAAUAGAAAACACUCUAAAAUAUAUUUAUAUAAAUACAUCCAGAUGUAGUUUUUUGUCUUUAUGUCUUAAUUAAUAAAAAAAAAAAAUUUUUUUAUAAGUAUUCUAUCAACUGACAAUGCAAAGUUUUUGUUUGUCAAUGAUAAAUUCUUAGGAGCUAAUGAGAACAUCAAAGACAAGUGUGGCUGAAUUCAUUUGUCCCAAGGGAGCCAUUAUCUGAGCCAUGGCUCAGAUGGAGCAUGUGUUUAGGGGAAAUUGAUAAUCUGUAAAAUGGGUGAUGGUUUUGGGGCUAUUUUAAAACUUUCAUGUAAACCAAAAGGUCUAUCAUUAUAAGGAAAUAAAUAAUAUAAUUAUUAAUAAAGAAGUUAAACUAUUUUUAGAGGUUGUUUAAAUUUAUUUGUCAAGUAAUUUGAUGAAGUGACCCUAUUUGGCAUUAAUUUAAAUGAAAUUCAAAAUUACUGAUAUGAUUGUAGUGUUUUGGCAAUUUUAAAAUUGUUUGUAAUAUUAAAUUUUCUUUUUUACAUAUUUUUACAUAGUAUGGUAAUUAUGGUAAUGUUUUGGGAGUUUAUUAAAUUUAACAAGUUCAUCAAAGAAAAUCAUAGUCCUAUGGGAUCAAUUUUCUGAUAUGGAGUUCAAUUGUGCCAUAGGAGAAAGUGAGGAAAAUUUGAAACAACUAAUUGCAUCUCUCAAGACUCUUAUUAGAAAGAUACUGAAAGUUUUAUCAACAGAAGAGCAUUGCUUGGCUACCGGUAUUUCUAUUCACUGCAAAGGGAGGGGUUAUUGUCAUUUUGUUGGUUUUUCUUUAAAUCAAUUAAAUUAAAAAAAUAUAUCAUCAAAUACAUACAUUUGUAAAUGUAUUACUGUUAUAGAUAUGUAUUUACAGUGAAAUUCUGACAAUUUUGAUUUUAAUUUUUCUUUGUUAACUAUUUUUUUUUUUUUUACAAUUCUAGAAUUUUUUUUUUUGUAUGUGUUCCAAACCUUAAUUAUUAUUCAAUUCAAUUAUUUGUCCCAUUUGAAAUUAGCCUAGCGGGGGUAUUAGUCCCAUUAGGACAGUUCUAGUUGUACUUGAUUUUUGUUAUAAAUAAAUGAUGAUACAGUAUCUUGAGACAUAAAUUUUCAUUUCAAGGUUUGUGUAAAUAAGCAAUGAUUUCAUCAUAUAUUGUCUCAAAACAUUACCAGUAUGUGCGAUCUUCUCCCUUCUGCAGUUGCAUGAGGGGAGUAUCUUGUAUCUCAUUAAAGUGUUGACCAUUGUGAGUAAAUGAUACUGUGAAUUCCCUGUUUAAAGUGAAGAGUUAAUAUUUGCGAAAAAAUCUGAGAAGCACUCUACGCAGAUUUUAAAUUCUUGUUUUUAUUUAUUUUUUGUGAGCUAUAUGAUAAAUUAUUACAAAAGUUU